Parasteatoda tepidariorum (common house spider) is the source of this 2012-nucleotide messenger RNA. The record is from RefSeq and is a predicted model, not a curated record. NCBI's taxonomy places the organism in Eukaryota, Metazoa, Arthropoda, Arachnida, Araneae, Theridiidae.
GUGAUCCUGAAGUUCAGCGUAACCAUUCAAAUGGAAGAUCAUCUGUUCUAUCUGAAAAAGGUAUCGAGGAUGAUCAAGAUGGAAAGGAUUCAGAAUACAUACCAGUAGAUGAAGAAGGAGUUAAUACACAUGAUGACUUCAAAGAUGAGUCUUCAACUGAAAUAUCUCCGUCAUCUCUCCCUCAAUCAACGCCUUCUGAUGAUGUUAGCGUAUCAGUUACCUCUUCCGGAAAUGAAUUAAAAAAUACAAUAAAACUCUCUAGUUUAGAUGAUAGUAGCUUAACGACAAACAUAACAACUGAUAAAUUUAGUUUAACAUCCGAGGAAAAUCAGCAUUCAAACACAGAAGAUUUAAGUAUUUCAGAGAAAACAAGUACCUCUACUUCGACUGAUAGUUCAACUAACUCAAAUGAUGUAAGUUCAACAUCGAAAGCCUUAACCGACAUAAACGAUAUUAGCUCUGCAUCGGAUGCUGCAACUCGAUCAGACGAUGCAAGUUCUUCAACUGAUGCUUCAAGUGAUAAGUCAGAUUCAAGUUUUGUAUCGGGUAUUAGUAUCUCUCCUACAUCUAGUUUUGAAAUUUCAAGCACUGUAACGAGCCUCUCGAGUACUAAUUCUGAUUCGACAUUAGAUAAUGUUUCAAAUUUUAGUACUACUCCAGCAGUUUUAAAAGUUACAAUCACUUCUUCUUCUGAUGCUACACCAGCUGUUUCGAAAGUCUCUACAAACAUUUCUACUUCUGAUGCUACACCAGUAGUUUCAGAAGUCUCUGUAAGCGCUUCUACUUCUGAUACUACACCAGCAGAUUUAAAAGUUUCUACAAUUACUUCUUCUGAUGCUACACCAGCAGUUUCGAAAGCCUCUACAAACAUUCUUACUUCUGAUGCUACACCAGUAGUUUCAGAAGUCUCUGUAAGCGCUUCUACUUCCGAUACUACUCCAGCAGAUUUAAAAGCUUCUACAAUUACUUCUUCUGAUGCUACACCAGUUUCGAAAGUCUCUACAGACACUGUUAUACCAACAGAUUUGAGCUCUUCAACUGUAAUUUCUCCCAAAAGUACGACUUCUACAGAAGAGCUAGUUUCCAAUACUGACAUGACUGUAAUCACAUCUGAGACUACGUCAAAGGAUAUUAAAACGACGGCGUCAAGCCAUGAACCCUACAUUGAUAAAUCAACUACCGUAACAGAAGAAACUUCGUCCGAUUCCUCAACAUUUACCACACCUACCAGUACUUCUUCUGAAGUAACAACAGAACAUUUACAACAUAUUAUAAUGCCUGGUUUGAAAAAAGUAAAACUGGGACUAGCAAUAACAUUUCUGACUGUUGCAGUACUAGCAAUGGCAGUUAUUAUCGUAUUCUUGAUAAAAAUGAGAAAAACAUCUGCUGGUUACGAAGAACUAAGUUUAGUACCUUAAAAUUAAUCACUCAUAGAAAAUAAGACAGGCAAAGAGUCUUGACAAUAAAGAAUUUGGUCCUAUUCAUUCUAUUUAUGAAGAAUAAAAAACGAAUAUGGGUGACAAUGUAAUUCGAUGCAGAUGAGUUUGUCAGACUAUUAUCUCUGCUUAUUUCAUGACAAUUUUAGAGUUCUAAACCUCUUUUUCGUAAUCAAAAUAAUUUGCUCUUUAAGGAAUUACUUAUAUUACAUACUAUCAGAACUAAUAUUUAUUUUUCUUACGAAUAAAGAAAUCAAUGUGCUUAUAGCUUAACCACCACUUCUAUUUUAAAAGUAAACAUUACGCAAGAUAGAAUAUCAGAACAUCGAGGAAAAAAAGUUAAAAGUGGAGGCAAAAUGAAGAUAAAAGCUGCUUGCCAUUGUUCUAAUUUGUUAACCCUAAUGCAUGUUUUUAAACAAUUGAUAUUCAGUAACUAUCAAGAAAAAGGAGAGAAUUUAAAUAUUUUAGAAAAUAUAUUUCAAUAAAAAAUGGUUUAGGGUUAAAUGUACUCGAUGUUUUUUCAUUUUAGUCAAUACUACAAUUUAAAGAAAAAAAUAUUUAUCAAGAAUUUGAAAC